Molecule: messenger RNA, 826 nt
Organism: Saprolegnia diclina VS20
Lineage: Eukaryota; Oomycota; Saprolegniomycetes; Saprolegniales; Saprolegniaceae
Exons: 1
Coding region: 23-736 (237 amino acids)
Biological process (GO): regulation of DNA-templated transcription
Molecular function (GO): DNA-binding transcription factor activity; sequence-specific DNA binding
Source: RefSeq, a predicted model, not a curated record
CAAGUCGCCGGACAAGACGCACAUGAACAUGAGCAUGAGUAUGCAGACGGACGACCUGAAGCGGAAGCGCAUCACGGGCAUCCCCAAGUUCCUCCGCAGCCUCUACCGCAUGCUCGAGACCGAAGACCCGAGUGUCAUCACUUGGUCGCACGACGGCAGCGCGAUCCAGAUCCUCUCGGAGCGCCGCCUCGAGACUGAGAUCCUACGCAAGUACUUCAACCACGAGAAGGCCUCGAGCUUUCAACGCCAGCUCAACAACUUUGGCUUCCGCAAGUGGACCAAGACGCAGUCCAACGUGUGCACGUUCAGCCACCCGAGCUUCCUCCGCACGCAGCCCGAGCUCCUUAUCCACGUCGUGCGCAAGUCGCCGCGGGCGUCACCGCAGAACGCAGCAUCGCCGUCCCACAGCGCCUCGUCCGCCAGUAGCACCCCAACGGCGACAACGACCGUCAAGAUGGAGUACACGCCCGAUGUCUUCACCUUUGACGACCACCAUCUCGCGCGAGACAUGUACCAUCAGCAGCAGCAGCACUCGGCGGCGAACGAGGCCAAGCUCAUUGCGAUCGAAUGCAUGCAAUUCCUCCCCGCGUCGUCGACGACGCUCUGCGACGUCUUUACGCUCGACGACUGCAGCUGGGACUUGCCCGAGACGACCGACGACCUCGCAGCGUUCCUGGACGACAAGCUGCUCUGGGACGGCUUCCUCUCGGCCUGUGACGCGCCAUCGUUGCCCUAGUCGCGACCAUUUCUUCUGUAUCCGUCGCCGUAUUUAGAUGCAGUUUUGCACACUUAAACCACAAAGUACACUAUUGUCUGUUGCAUCCAA